AUGUCUUUCGCAACCCCUCUUAAGCUCCCACCCGGCGUGGACGCUACUCAGUUCGAGUUAUACGUGAAACGUGCAACCGAGAUUGUGGGCGCCGAAAAUGUAACCGUCAUCUCCAAGGUCGAGGAGCUCGACAAGAAGUCGUACCUUGACCCGUCCAAGGCGCACGACAUGUUCCAUAUGUUCGAGAAGGACCAAUUCAUUGCUUCGGCCGUGGUGGCGCCUCGCAAGGUGACCGAAGUGCAGGCCGUCAUGAGGUUGUGUAACGAGUUCAAGAUGCCCAUCUGGCCGUUCUCCAUCGGCCGCAAUGUCGGAUACGGAGGUGCAGCACCCCGUGUUCCCGGUAGCGUGGGCUUGGACAUGGGUCGAAAUAUGAACAAGGUCCUCGAGGUGAAUGAGCAGAAUGCUUACUGCUUGCUCGAGCCUGGUGUGUCGUAUACUGAUCUCUACAAUCAUCUGGUUAAGAAGAAACUCAAUGACAAGCUGUGGGUCGAUGUUCCGGAUCUGGGUGGCGGCUCAGUCUUGGGCAACUGCAUUGAGCAUGGCAAGAAGAUACUCGAAUAG
Molecule: messenger RNA, 561 nt
Organism: Pseudomassariella vexata
Lineage: Eukaryota; Fungi; Ascomycota; Sordariomycetes; Amphisphaeriales; Pseudomassariaceae
Exons: 2
Coding region: 1-561 (186 amino acids)
Biological process (GO): lactate catabolic process
Cellular component (GO): mitochondrion
Molecular function (GO): D-lactate dehydrogenase (cytochrome) activity; D-lactate dehydrogenase (NAD+) activity; FAD binding
Source: RefSeq, a predicted model, not a curated record